Messenger RNA from Pseudoliparis swirei, 4070 nucleotides. RefSeq names its product interferon gamma receptor 2 (gene ifngr2). Gene Ontology annotation, molecular function: protein binding. Bases 170 to 1192 code for a protein of 340 amino acids. The transcript is spliced from 7 exons. NCBI's taxonomy places the organism in Eukaryota, Metazoa, Chordata, Actinopteri, Perciformes, Liparidae. The record is from RefSeq and is a predicted model, not a curated record.
UAGUAUUGGUAACGUUUCCUUUAAGGGGCGUUCUGGGAAGGGUGUGGUCAAUCCCAGACUUUGAGGAAGUGUCACGCUCGCGUUAAAGUUGUCCAACAGAUACAGUAUGGCUGCUUUGAAGACAAGUGUGUUCGGGGACUCGGGUACCCUGUGAAAUGACGCGGUCACGAUGCUGUUCAAUGUCCUGUGUACUCUAAUCGCCGUCCAUGGUAACGUACUGUCUGAGAUACCACCAGCACCACCACGGAAUGUCCAUGUUGACAACUGGCUGCUGACAUGGCUGCCCACCACCGAGGAGGAAGAGGUCACCUACACCGUUCAGUACAGCAGCUUUGACAGUGAUGUGUGGACUGAUGUACCAGCCUGUGUCCAUAUAUCUUUGAAUUGCUGUAAUGUUAUUUCUACCAAAGUGGAGGGCGAGCUCGGCUGUGUUAUGCUACGUGUGCAAGCGGAGAGACGUGGGCUGACCUCCACACCGGUCAAAGCCUGUAGCAGGCAUGGUGACUCUUGUACUCCCGACUUCAGUCUGACUGCAGUACCAGGUUCCCUGACCGUUCAUUUGAGCAGGAACCACAGUCUGGCUCUGGAACAUGGAGAGCACCUCAAACACAGGGUUUAUUAUGGCAAGGAGGGAGAACCACGGCAGGAGUAUGAACAUCUCCAUGUGGCCUCAGUGACCAUCAGUGAGCUGCUGGAAGGACAGCGCUACUGUACAGAGGUGCAGUACGUCUUCUAUGAUAUGCCUGUCGGACUGGCCACCUGUACCCAGUGUGAGGUCAUCCCUAAGUCGAGAAAAGACUCUAAACAAUCAGGGAUAAUAGCAGCUGUCGUGCUUGUCGUCGUCCUGCUUGUUCUGAUACCUGUGCUGGCAUACUUCAUCAUCUUCCAGCGUGGGACAAUCAAACAGUGGCUGUCUCCAUACCGCAUCCCAGAAGACAAGAGCUUAGAGAAUGAAAGCAGCCACCCUCCACCUGCUUCUGCCACCGGACCAGACCUGAGGAUUGAUCUGUUGGGAGACCCACUCUGCACCUACUCUCCUGUAUGUCUGGUCUGCUUCUCCCUGGAGCCAGAUGUUCCGCUGACACCUAAUUGCAGAGAUGAGGGAGAGAAAAGGGAGAGCCACUCCUUCAUCACUGGACUUAAAAAGAUGUAUGUGAUCCCCACUCUCAUUGGGUGUAAUAUAAGUAAUUAGACUGAGGUCCAAAGUCAAGAAAUAUUUUUGGAUUCACAGAAAUGAUUGCCAAUGUGAGCAAAAUGCCUCGUUUAAAAAAAAUUCUGCACCAUUUUAAAUGAGCAAAUAAGAAUUUGUGUGAAACUUUGAAAAGUGACAGAAAAAAGAGCACUUUGCCAUGUCGACCGACAGUCAACAUAAAUCAGCUUAUUAUACAUAGUUAAACCCACAUUCAGGGAUCAGUGACACAUGUUCGUCUACUUGUCAAUAGUUUUUAGGAUAGACAUCACAUGUCCUUUCUUUGAGUCAAGAGCUUUGCUGAUUUCCUUAAAAGAUCAGUAAUAAUGAUUUUGUGUGCUACUUUAGCUCAUUAUAAAGCACAUCACUUACAUUUAUAUGCACUUUUAAAUAUCCUAUGAGCUCACUACUGGGAAUGGGGAAUUUUACUGGAUGGCCAGCGUUUCUGCGAUUAGAGUGUGUAGCGGAAAGGGAAAGCAGAGGACAGCCCUUUCCCUCCCCCCACAGGAAAAGUAGGUGGAGCCUAAAAGGUUAUAAAUUAGCACACUUGUGAGCAGGAAAAGAGGGGGAAAAACAAACAAAACAGAAAAACAGCAUGAAGAUGAGAGAGAGGAGCGAGAGUGGCUAAAGAAGGAAGAAACAACGUUUUAAGCCGUUUCUCAAUGAGCGUUCUUCUCUGUACCAAUUCAAAGUUCGCUUCUCGCAAAGCACGGUCAAAAUGCCCGGAUGUGACUUGAUCCUCCCACUUUCCGGAGGAUGCAUCAGAGGAGACUUGUGUGUACUCUGACCAGCCGAUAUCCCAGAAUGCAUUUCACACCAGCAACCGAAAACAAUGCCCUAGGAGAAAUUAAACAACUGGCCGAUGACUUUUUCUAAAUACUACUGUUGUUGAGUCACGUAAUUUUAGAAUGUUUUCAGGCGAGAAGUUAGUAGUUUAAAAAUCAAAUCUGUGAUCGGUUUAUUAUGCUUCAGCCUAAGAAAAAUAUGCGCCGGAGAUUUGAGGUUCUGCUCCACAGCGCCGGACGGUCAGCGAGAACAGCCUGAUCUAUAUAUAUGCACUACCGUUCAAAAGUUUGGGAUCACCCAGACAAUUUCGUGUUUUCCAUGAAAACUCACACUUUUAUUUAUCAAAUGAGUUGCAAAAUGUAUAGAAAAUAUAGUCAAGACAUUGACAAGGUUAGAAAUAAUGAUUUGUAUUUGAAGUAUUAAUUUUUUUCUUCAAACUUUGCUUUCGUCAAAGAAUGCUCCUUUUGCAGCAAUUACAGCAUUGCAGACCUUUGGCAUUCUAGCUGUUAAUUUGUUGAGGUAAUCUGUUGAAAUUUCACCCCACGCUUCCUGAAGCACCUGCCACAAGUUGGAUUGGCUUGAUGGGCACUUCUUGCAGACCAUAUGGUCAAGCUGCUCCCACAACAGCUCAAUGGGGUUGAGAUCUGGUGACUGCUGGCCACUCCAUUACAGACAGCAUACCAGCUGCCUGCUUCUUCCCUAAAUAGUUCUUGCACAAUGUGGACGUGUGCUUUGGGUCAUUGUCCUGUUGGAGGAGGAAAUUGGCUCCAAUCAAGCGCUGCCCACAGGGUAUGGCAUGGCGUUGCAAAAUGGAGUGAUAGCCUUCCUUAUUUAAAAACCCUUUUACCUGGUACAAAUCUCCCACUUUACCAGCACCAAAGCAGCCCCAGACCAUCACAUUACCUCCACCAUGCUUGACAGAUGGUGUCAGGCACUCUUCCAGCAUCUUUUCACCUGUUCUGCAUCUCACAAAUGUUCUUCUGUGUGAUCCAAACACCUCAAACUUGGAUUCAUCUGUCCGUAACACCUUUUUCCAAUCUUCCUCUGUCCAAUGCCUGUGUUCUUUUGCCCAUACCAAUCUUUUCUUUUUAUUGGCCAGUCUCAGAUAUGGCUUUUUCUUUGCCACUCUGCCUAGAAGGCCAGCAUCCCGGAGUCGCCUCUUCACUGUCGGCGUUGACACUGGCGUUUUGCGGGUACCAUUUAAAGAAGCUGCCAGUUGAGGACCUGUGAGGCGUCUAUUUCUCAAACUAGAGACUAAUGUACUUGUCUUCUUGCUGAGUUGUGCACCGGGGCCUCCCACUUCUCUUUCUGCUCUGGUUAGAGCCCGUUUGUACUGUUCUCUGAAGGGAGUAGUACACACCGCUGUAGGAAAUUUUCAGUUUCUUUGCAAUUUCUCGCAUGGAAUAGCCUUCAUUUCUAAGAACAAGAAUAGACUGGCGAGUUUCACAUGAAAGUUCUUUUUUUCUGGCCAUUUUGAGAGUUAUCGAACCCACAAAUGUGAUGCUCCAGAUAAUCAACUAGCUCAAAGGAAGGCCAGUUGUAUAGCUUAUAUCUCCAGCAUAACUGUUUUCAGCUGUGCUAACAUAAUUGCACAAGGGUUUUCUAAUCAUCCAUUAGUCUUCUAAGGCGAUUAGCAAACACAAUGUACCAUUAGAACACUGGAGUGAUCGUUGAUGGAAAUGGGCCUCUAUACACCUAUGGAGAUAUUUCAUUAGAAACCAGACGUUUCCACCUAGAAUAGUCAUUUACCACAUUAACAAUGUAUAGAGUGUAUUUCUGAUUGAUUUAAUGUUAUCUUCAUUGAAAAAAAACAAUGCUUUUCAUUGAAAAAUAAGGACAUUUCUAAGUGAUCCCAAACUUUUGAACGGUAGUGUAUAUAUAUAUUUUAUAUCGAGAGAGCAGCCUGAUCUCGGCAAGACUUUUUUAAAUGCUCCGCUGGCUCUGAUGUCUCCGUAGCGGUUAAACAUGAGAAAUAAUAAUUGGGUUAUGGAUGAUCUAACGAGCACAGAGUUUAUUUAUUCACAGAUAACUUUUAAUCUGUUUGACUGAGGGUUAACAUUUAUAACUUAAGAUGUCAAUUACACUUUUAACUAUA